This is a messenger RNA of Megalopta genalis, 2931 nucleotides long. RefSeq names its product crimpy (gene cmpy). NCBI's taxonomy places the organism in Eukaryota, Metazoa, Arthropoda, Insecta, Hymenoptera, Halictidae. Gene Ontology annotation, molecular function: serine-type endopeptidase inhibitor activity; insulin-like growth factor binding. Gene Ontology annotation, cellular component: extracellular region. The record is from RefSeq and is a predicted model, not a curated record. Gene Ontology annotation, biological process: regulation of signal transduction; regulation of cell growth.
CGUUUCGUCGAUCGAGCGCGUCGCGUCCUCGCCGCGGUCUGCGAUUGUUUGUUUGACAACGUCGUCGAUUCCGUCGUCGUCGAUUCCGCCGUCGAACAUAUAUCCGCGCCGAACCGCGCGCGAUCCGCGCUGUGCACGACGUUGCCAUGAGCGCGAGGGACAGCGUAGAAUCGAAGGAAGCGUGGCUUCCGUCGCGACUACUAUGAUAUCCCGCGACCAAACGAUCCUCAAAGAGAGAGAAAGUGGGAGAGGGAGAAAAAAAGGGACUAUAAGCAAAGGGUACGAGGAGCCGGUGCGUGCAGUGCGGGGGCCGCAGAUCGGCUCGAAAGGGAGGAGAAAAAUGAGGGCCUCGUUGCUGUUGCUGGGGGGCAUCGUGGUACUCUCGGUCGCGGUCGCAAGAGCUCUUUCGUGUGUGUGCUCGCCCCUCGAGUGUGACGUUCUUACGGACGAGGAUUGCCCCGGAGGCCUUACCUCGGACCCCUGCGGAUGCUGCAAAGUAUGCGCCCGCGUCGAAGGAGAGCCGUGCGGCGGCCUGUUCGGCUUUUCCGGAAGCUGCGCGGACGGGCUCCAGUGCGUCAUCAAAAAUCUGUUGCCCAGCACGCGGGAGGUCGACGAGGGUAUCUGCACGAAGAUUCCGGGAAGAUGGAGGAGGCACUGUCCGCUCGGGCCGGUAAUGUCGGAGGCCGGAUGCAACUUGGUUUCCGAGGGGAUCACCGGGGAGAACGGGAACAAGGUGUCGACCGGGAAAUGCGUCUGCGGGCCGCCGGUGCCUUGGUGUCCAGAUGAACCACGGCCUUACGUUUACCAGACGCGAUACGAGUGCAAGCUCAAUUUGAUUGCGAAAAUGGGAUACGAUGACCUCUUUAAUUCCGGAGACACGGUGGCGGACGACGACGACGCCGACGCCGACGCCGACGCCGACGAAGCCGGCGACGCCGAAGGAGAGGACGUCCGCGGCGCCGAGUGUCCAGAGGACAGCGUCACAGACGAGAACGGCGGUUGCAAAUGCGCGCCGGAUUGUCCGACGACGAUAUGUCUACCGGGUGAACAUCCGGUCGAGGUGAAACCCGCGGACCCACGAACGCCUGGAAGCUGUUGCGCCCAAUACGACUGCGUUCCAACGGCGACAACGAAGAAGUCGGCGAGAUACUGUAUCCACGAGCACAAAGCGAAGAAGCCCGGCGAACAAUGGCAGCAGUCGGAUUGCGUGCACUGCGUCUGCGAGGAGGAGGAGGUGAUCAUCACCUGUCUGGAGACGAUGUGCAAAGCGUGCGAGAACGCGAUCGCCCCGAAACCGGGCGAGUGCUGUCCCCAUUGUCCGAUCCCGACGAACGCGUCCCUCGCGGAGCCGAAGUCCCCUUGCCAGACGGCGAUGGAUGGUUGCUCGAUCAACUGCGAACACGGAUACGAGACGGACGAAAACAAUUGUCCCGUUUGCAGCUGCGUCACCGACAAGGUGACCGACGAGGAGGCGUCCACCGAGCAGUCGACCGUCGUGCCGGAUUCGUGUCUGCCCGUGCCGUUCUGCGAGCCGAGCUGCGACCUCGCCAGGGACGAGGAGGGCUGCCCGGUUUGCAGCUGCCAGAUUCCCCAGGCCUUCGACGAGCCCACGAACGAGACGGUCGUGAUCGACGAGACCGGCAAGAAGAUCUGCCCGGAAGUGAAGUGCGACCUCCACUGCGAGCGGGGGUUGCUCAUGGACGAGAACGACUGCACGUUCUGCAAGUGCAGGGCCCCGGAGUCCGACUGUCCGCCCCUGGUCGGCUGCAGGAAACGUUGCACCUACGGAUACAAGACGAACAGACGCGGUUGUUCCAUAUGUCGGUGUAAAGCUUCCUGCACCGAUCGCCUGAACACUACGCAUCCCGAAGGAUCGACCUGGCACCCUAACGCGUGCACCUCGUGCACCUGCCAAACCGGAGGUCGGCUCAGCUGCAGAGAAACGAUCUGCUCGGUCGCUUGCAGCGACCCCUCGCCGCCCAAGCCCGGAACCUGCUGUCCGAUCUGCCCGAUCGCGCCCUCGAAGGAGAACGAUGCGGCCGGUCACCACGGCACGAGGGGCUGGGGCACCGCGCCGAUCACCCUGAUCGCGAUACUGACGUUGCUGUGCCUGCUUCUGAUCGUGCACAUCGUCCGCAGCCGAUUCCGCGGCAGACUCUCGCCCUCCGAGACCACGACCUGCUCGUCCUGUCCGCCGCAGUACUACAAAUACGUUCCGGCGUACGACACACCGACGCACCGGCACGAGAAGAUCGUACCGUUGUAGAAGACUGGAAAGGUCGCGGACGUGUCGGGGAAAGAGGAACAACAGGAAGAACAGGAGGAGGAACGGCAACGGCAGGAACAAGAACGCGAGGACGUGGACGCGCGCGUUCGUCGUCGACGGGACGGCGAGGUGCGGCGUGCGACGAUCGGAAACGUGGAACGGGCCGACGGGAACCGAUCGCGCGGGCAUCCUUCCACCGGUUGUGUCGUGCCACGCGUAGCUUCAGUAUUAUUCGUAAGAUAGCAGACGGCGUUGCGACUCGAAUAGGGAAGAGAGCGAGAGAGAGAGAGAGAGAGAGAGAGAGAGAGAGGAGAACGACGUCGGAACGAAGGGCGACGGACGAGGCUCGCGGCGCGGCCGCCGUCGCCGCGACGUCCCCGCCGGGCCCGAUUCGACGUCGAACAGAGAGUUCGCGGCGAGCGAUUCGCCCGGCUGAACGCAAGAAGCGAACUAGUCGUUGUUAGUUGCGGCGUUUACGCGCAACCCGGCGUUUACGCGAGUCCCGUUGUAACCUGUAAAUUCUAAUGUAAAAGCUCCCUAGCGUUAACUACCGCGACGAUGUAAGAGUAUAAAUGUACUAAGAAUAAGCAAACUGUGCUAGAGGCCCACCCAGUCACCGAGAACCGUAGAAGAAAAAGGGAGAGAGAGAGAGAGAGAGAGAGAGA